This is a messenger RNA of Rosa chinensis, 2649 nucleotides long. RefSeq lists its product as uncharacterized. The record is from RefSeq and is a predicted model, not a curated record. Gene Ontology annotation, cellular component: intracellular membrane-bounded organelle. Bases 1 to 2649 code for a protein of 882 amino acids. The transcript has a single exon. Lineage: Eukaryota; Viridiplantae; Streptophyta; Magnoliopsida; Rosales; Rosaceae.
AUGUCAUUCUUUGCUUCAGCUGUUCAAAUUUCUUAUGCUGACCAUUGUGCUUCAGUUGUUCCUGAGUCAACCGAAAAAAUAAAUGCACGAUCUCACUUGGUACAUCUGAUUCACACAGGUUACUACUACACUGGUGGUGGCAGUGACAUUCUUAAUCUAUACUCGCCAAAUGAUCAGGUCAAAAAUUCUAUUGGCUUCCAAUGCUGGGACAUUAGAGAAACUAAUGUACAAGGGUUGUUCAAGGUUGAAGGAACUCUUGAGUUUCAAGUAACCCACAGGCAUGAGCAGCAAAGCCUGCCAGUUCAAACAUUUCCAGGUUCCGUUUCCUUUAGACUAAAUGGAUUCUGGUCAGAAUCUUCUGGGAAGCUUUGCAUGGUCGGAUCAUCAUCCAUUUACUCAGCACAAGGUAAACUUCUUGUUCUUAAGCUGUACAAUAUCAUGAAUUCCACUAGUGUUACAAGUUUGAUUAGUGGAACCUUCGAGCAUGUCAUGAUAACUGAGAAUGAUCCCAAGUAUUUGGGACCAAUCUCUAUUUUGCUAUUCCCUCGCAUGAACUACAAGUACACUUUGGUCUCAACUAAUUCUAAUAACAGUUGCUCUGGUGGAAGUGAAGAUACCCCAAGCUCUUUACAAGUAGAGAGAUUUUGUUCACUACUAUCAUCAGUGGUACUAAAUCAUGACUUUCAACUCAAAUAUUCAAGCCACUGUGUUACUGCAAAGAACUGCACCCCAAUUUCUAUGUCUGAUUGGCCUUGGGCUGUAUCGUUGAAGGACAUUGUGUGUUCAGAGGAUAAACGAAGGGUGAGAGUUCUGGUAGAAUUUGUAGACGAUUGGCCAAUCUGGCAUCCAAGGCUCUUCAAUCCUAGUACAAGUUUAGUUGGUGAAGGCUCAUGGGAUGCAGAGAAGAAUCAGCUAUGUAUCAUUGCUUGUCGAAUCUUGAAUGAAACAAAUUCUUUGAAUAAUACUAAUGUGGGUGAUUGUUCAACAAGAUUGAGCUUGAGAUUUCCUGCAACAGGGACAAUUGGAAGUACCAGCAGCAUUGUGGGGCAUAUUUGGAGCACCAAAACUGUGACAGAGUUGGGCUACUUUGAAAAGAUCACAUUUGCCAGUGGGGAGGACUGUAGUUAUCAAGAGUGUCUGCUUCCAGCUGGACAGAAAUACGAGUAUACUAAAAUGGACAAAGUAACAGAGUUGUGCUCGAGAAAGAAGGCUGCUAAUGACAAGGCCAGCAUUUACCCAAAUCUGUUGUUGCAUGCCAUGAGUUUCAUUAUGCAUGCUGAAAAUUCUGAAGGGCAAGUUGGUACAGGCAAUGGUGUUCCCCUUUCUGUUGGCGAUCAAUUUUACAAGACCGAUUAUUCAACUGUAAGCAAUCAAGAAUACUCUUUGGCUCCUCUAAGUCACAGCUACAACUACAGCAGCUCCUACAAUAUUAGCUACAAAAUAGACCUCCAUCUACAAUCUAAUCCAGCGUUGGGCAAACAGUCAGUUAUAUAUGAUAUGCACAUCUCUGCUGAAGGGAUCUAUGAUGAUACAGAAGGAAGCCUGUGCAUGGUAGGAUGCCGCAAUCUUGGCUCAAACAGUCAGCAGGCAACAAAUGAUUCAAUAGAUUGUGAGAUUCUUGUCAAUUUUCAGUUCCCACCAACAAAGGCAAAGGAUUCACAUCAUAUCAAAGGAAGCAUUGAAAGCACACGAAAGAAAUCUGAUCCUCUUCAUUUUGAACGCUUGGAUUUGUCUACAGCUUCCAAGGAUGUAGGAAAGCGAUCUAUUUGGAGGAUGGAUGGGAAGAUUACCUUGGUUCUUAUAUCCACCACACUUGCAUGUGUUUUUGCUGCAUUACAACUCUUCCAUGUAAAAAGAAAUCCUGAAGUCAUUCCCUCUAUUUCCAUCUUAAUGCAUCUAAUGCUAACCCUUGGCUACAUGAUACCUCUGGGGAUAAAUUUUCGAGCCAUGUUCACGCAUGAUAUAAACAGCCAAAAUGUGUACCUUGGAGGCGGUGGAUGGCUUGAAUAUAAUGAGAUAAUCAUAAGAAUAACAACAUUGGUAGCUUUCUUGAUACAAUUCCACCUUCUGAAGCUAACUUGGUCAGCAAAAUCAGGAAAUAGAACCCGAAAGGAUCUCCAGGUCAUGGAAAAGAAGGCUCUGUUUGUGGCUUUACGAGUGUAUGCCAUAGGGGCUUUAGCAGCUUUGUUUCUGCAUACGCAGAACCUGAGGAAGAGGGACAAUGGCAAUGUGUUGCAUUAUAUAGAGUAUUCCAUCUUGGAUGCCUUGAUAUCUUAUGGUGGUCUGGUCUUGGGUGGUUUUUUGUUCCCUCAAAUUCUGCUCAACAUGUUCUGCAAAUCAAGAGAAAAUGCUCUAUCAGUCUGGUUCUACUUUGGAACAACUUUUGUUCAAGCGCUGCCACAUGCAUAUGACCUUUUCAGGGCUCACAGCUAUGCUGGUGACCAUUUGGACAAGUACUCUCACAUUGAUCCAAGUCGUGCGGCAGAUUAUUUUCACUCCACAGCUUGGAAUGCCACUGCAAGCAGCGGAAGUCUACUGUUUGCUGGUAUCAUUUACUUACAGCAGCAGUUUGGGGGUCGUUGCAUUGCUCCUCGAAAGUUGCAAGAGUUGGGUGCAUAUGAGAAGGUCCCUACAGUUCAUGAAGAGUAA